AUGGACCUUCCCACCCUGUCCGCGACUGGUAUCGAUGAGGACGACAUCCCAACCAUCACGAACGCCUGCGAGUUGCCCACGCUCACAGGUGCGCCCGGCUCCAUCUUGACCUCGUUCACCUCCAGACUGAAGUCUUGGACGAGCGCUCACAGCAGCGAGCUCAGCGCUGUCUGGUCCGCUUGCAAGGACGAGGACUUUGUCGGCAAGAUUACUUCUCUUGCCGAGAACUACGGCCUCGUUUGCUCGGCUGUAGCAGAGUUCAGUCAUUCCCUCGAUGGUACUACAGUGGUUGCAACUACGACUGCUUCCGGUAAUGCGGCUACUGAGACUGGAGUCGCAGCUACUGGCACCGGGGGGGCGGCUACUGCUACGACCAGCUUGCCCAACACUGCGUCGCGAGAGACUGGGAUGGUUAUGAUUUCUGUUGCGGCUGCUGGUGUUGUCUUUGCUUUUAUUCACUGGGAGAGACUUUGUACUUGA
Molecule: messenger RNA, 480 nt
Organism: Colletotrichum lupini
Lineage: Eukaryota; Fungi; Ascomycota; Sordariomycetes; Glomerellales; Glomerellaceae
Exons: 1
Coding region: 1-480 (159 amino acids)
Source: RefSeq, a predicted model, not a curated record